GGGGUCUUAUCGCUGGAUGGGCGCCGCUGUCUGACUCUGCUGUUAUUAUUGAAAAAUCUCUUGGCUUGGAUUGAGUUCACUCCCUGACAUUGAUGGUGAAGCGACCAUGUGCUGCGUGCUUAAGGGUUUCGUCUACUUAAUGCUGCCCCAACAUGUCUGCUGAAAAUGAUCAGUCAUCAAGAGGAACAUCACCCCUUUACUCUGCCACAACGUCCCAGCUUUCCACACAGACCAUAUCUUCAGAAGAAGAGUAUUUAGAGAAAGACUAUCUGUUUCCUGAAGAGGAAGAGUUUCUGGAAGAGGAGGAAUAUCUGUAUGAAGAUGACUACCUAGAGGAGGAAAUAUUGCUGAAGGGGAAGGAGUAUCCGUGUAAAGACGAGUAUCCGAAGGCCGAAGAGAAUCUCCAGGGGGGAAGGGACGUGGAAGAAGAGUUUCUGUUUGGAAAAUAUACGAAGGACAGUGAGUAUCUGGACAAGGGAGACUAUCUGAAAGGAAAAGAGUAUCUGGGACGGGGUAUCGGGGGAGGGCCUCCUAAAAGACAGCAACUUAUCCUCCGCCACGCCCAGGGGAAAAAGAUCAAACUUGAGACAGAGCCAAAGCUCAUCUGUAAGUCCUGCCCUCGGUACCAACAGGAAGAAACACUCAUUCCUGACCAGGUUCUCCCGCCCUCAGUAGCCGCGCCCCCAAGAACUGUGCCCACGGCGCAGAGAAGCAUAAUGACCAUAAGGCACCUAUUCAUAAACGAAACAAGCAGAAUAUAUGCGGUGGCAACGGAAUUCAAGGUGGAAAAUUCAUGGAGAAACCUGUCUAACCUAACAAGGAUGCCUUCUCAAGGGACCACCUUGUACGCUGCCCCUCCUUCCAUCUCUGAACUUUCCCACGAGUCUCCAUACUAUGACAUGAUACCUUCUACAUCCUCCAUGCUGCAAGGUGCAAAACUUCUGGCCUGGCGGGACCACAGCACGCAGACAGAAUGGAUCUAUGAGACCACGUCGGCAACCGCAAAAUCAAAAUCAAAAUUAAAACUCUCACCAACCACACUAACCACUGUAAAGCCGGAAUCGGAAGCAUAUGUUGUCCCUGACAUGCCUCAACGGGAAGAAAGUGCCAUGGAGUUUGUUUCUAAAGACGGCUUGUGGGACAGUUUGUAAAAUGAGGCCAUGGACUCCAUGGAAACUGAGGACUGUAACAAGGCUGUCAACAGCUCCUAUCAGGUGGUGUUUAGCACCAUGCUUAAAGAAAUGGCUGCUCGCCAACAACUGGAAGAGGAUAUUGACGUCCCCGUGACUGGGAUUCUGGAGAGUGAAACCAGGAGGAAACUGAGAAUUCUGUUGAAGAAAAAUUUUGGAAAAUACAAGCAAACAAUCCUCUGGAUUUUGAAGAAACGUGAAAAUUUACUCACUACCAAAACUGCAGACACAUCAACUUUCACAUUUCAAUUAUGGCAAUCACAACCAGAAGAUAAGGAGCCUGUGACAGAAGCCAAAAAAACUCGUCGUGUGGUUCAACGUAAGAAGAAAUUAGAAGUAGAUACAGAAUGGAUACAGAACAAGAUUGAGGUGCAUCAAGGUGAUGGAAAGUUAAUUCUCUACCCCAGUGGGACUGUCUUCCAAAUUAUCUUUCCUGAUGGAUCAGGCCAAAUACAUUAUCCAUCGGGAAACCUGGCUAUGCUCAUCCUCAGUACAGAACAGGGAAAGUUCACAUACAUCAUUGUAGAAGACAGUAAAGAAGGGUGCAUCCGGGCCCUCACCAACACCUCUGGCCAUGCCACCUUCUACGACGAAGACACAGAAAUCUGGUUGAGCCUGAGCCAAAACCUGGGCUACUACUUCCCCAAAGACAAACACCAGAAGGCCUGGAACUGGUGGAAUCUGAAUCUCCAUGUCCACGCGCCGCCUGUGCAGUCCAUCUCCUUGAAAAUCAACCGGCACAUCAAGGUACAAGUAAGGAGCCAGGAAGAGAUCACCUUCUGCUUCAGCCACCAAAAGAAGCACAUCCGCUUAAACCUGGGCACCAGGUACAAGUUCGUAACCCCGGAGGCGCUGAGUGAAAUGAGGCAGAAACCCAUCCUGGAGGUAGAAUGUGGUUCAACAGCUCGGAAGAUCCAGAUCCUCCUGGGAAAAAUGAGCAGGAUCCUGAAUUUCCUGACAGUCCCUGAUUUGGAAAACUUCAUAGAAGAUGACAGGUUCCCGACAGGAGACUACAGGAAACUGAAAAAGAAAUCUUGCCUCCCAGGCUAGGGCAGUCACCAGCUUGUGCCCGGGCUCCCCCAGCACUGGCUGAGCGUCUCGGGAACGUGGGUUCAUUGGGGCACCAAGGAAAACCCCCAAGCCCUGUUUAUGUCUUUUGAGAGUUGGUUUGUCCUUUGGGACUCAUCACAGCUCCUUGGUUUAGAAAACCGUUUUUCAAGAGGCUAAGGGAAUCUACGGCGGGCACAGAAAAGACUCAGCCCAGAACAGAUAGCACGAGCAGCAUGUGGUUUCUGUAGGCAAUACAUGUCACCUGUCCUGCUUGC
Hyaena hyaena (striped hyena) is the source of this 2515-nucleotide messenger RNA. RefSeq names its product glutamate rich 6B (gene ERICH6B). The record is from RefSeq and is a predicted model, not a curated record. The transcript is spliced from 16 exons. Lineage: Eukaryota; Metazoa; Chordata; Mammalia; Carnivora; Hyaenidae.